CUCUCUUCAAUCCAAGAAAGCUUUGAUUCUUCAAGUUUUAUUUAUAUAACAAAUGUGAGGAUGAUAAAUGGACUCUUCUUUGCAAUAACUCCAUUGGUCCUUCUCUUUGUUUUAUACAUACAUAUCAGCUUCUAUAUUAGUGUUCUUAUUGAAGAAGAUUGUCAAGACCUACAUUAUACAAGCAGAUUGAAGACAUGGAUUAUAGUCUUCUUCAGUUCCUCGCAAUCUUUCUCUUGCAUAUUUUCCUAUGUUCAGGUUCAAGUGUUUCAGAGAAACCUCCUCUGGAAGAAAUUAAUCAAAAGAGUAAACAAAACAAUCAAGAAUUCCGGGUACUCUUCGCACCUUCGAUAUCCACCACAGUACUAGCAGAUGAUAUUCCCAUUGUCAACCCUACGACCCCAGGCACAACAACUCCAAACCCAACAUCCCCAUCAACAGAGCCGACCACCAACCCUACUACCCCGACCACCACUCCGGCAGCACCGAUCACAACUCCAACGACCCCGACCACGACUCCAACAACCCCAACCACAACUCCUGCAACAUCAGGAGGAAGCUGGUGUAUUGCAAAUCAAGGUGCUUCACCAACUGCUCUACAAGUAGCUCUAGACUAUGCUUGUGGAUAUGGAGGUGCAGAGUGCUCAGCAAUUCAACCUGGUGGAAGUUGUUAUGACCCCAACACUGUUCUUGACCAUGCUUCUUAUGCUUUCAAUGAUUACUACCAGAAGCACCCAGCUCCAACGAGCUGUGUUUUCGGAGGAACAGCUCAGCUUACCAAUACCGACCCAAGUAGUGGAAACUGUCACUACGCAGCAUCCUCUCCGACAAGUGUGACUCCGCCGGCCAGCAUAACACCACCAGCCACCCUAACCCCGCCCACUACCACGACCAUGAGCCCGCCCCUUUUCAUGACUCCACCAACUUUUACAGGACCAGGUGGGGACGGUACGGUUUAUGGUUCAGCAGAACCAACAGGACUCCCCAGCUCAGCCACCUCUGUGUCAUUCAAUUUGUGGCUGAUCUUUGCCACAAUAGGACUUGCGUGGUCACUUGUCACAGCAAACAAGCUCUAGGCAGGACUCCACUUUGAGUUACUUUUCCAUGACGAGAUUGCAAUUCCUUUGCUUGCCAGCAAGCUUGAGAAUCAACAAUGAGAUAUUUAUCUCAAAAGGACUAGACUUCUUGAUCUAUGCAUACAUAAAAGCUGAGUAAGAAGCCCCGGGAAAAAAUGAAGAAGAGCAUAGAAUCUGUUAGGUUCUUGUACUGGUAGAUAAGUUAUGAUAGCUGCUUUCUCAGAAUCAAUGUUAGCGCAAUAAAUUAUUAUAGAAGCCCUCUGGCUCUAGGAAGGCUUUUCCGGUAUUGGAAACCAUCUCAGACUUAGCUAGUGCAUUAAUAGAUUUAUUUCCCUUCUAAUGUAAUCUUAAUUUAUACUUAUUCAUCAGCCAGCAAAUAAAUCCAUACCAAACUUUUUCAUUUC
Theobroma umbraticum is the source of this 1477-nucleotide messenger RNA. RefSeq lists its product as uncharacterized. NCBI's taxonomy places the organism in Eukaryota, Viridiplantae, Streptophyta, Magnoliopsida, Malvales, Malvaceae. The record is from RefSeq and is a predicted model, not a curated record.